AUGUAUACGUUUAACUCGGUGAAGGCGGAGCCCUUUGGGAAGGCGCCAGUUGGUUACAUCCCCGGGAAGGGAAGAGGAGUAACGGGAUUCUCUGGAGGUGUCAGUAGAGAUGAUACAACAGACGAAAAGGACAAAAACGACUACUCCGACUUCAAUUAUGAUGAAUUCCACGGCUACUCAGAAUCGCUAUUUAAAGAUGCAGAAUACGAUGAAGAUGAUAAAGAAGCCGAUGCGAUUUAUGAAAACAUAGAUGCACGGAUGGAUGUGAGGAGAAAAAGUAGAAGAGAAAUAAAGCUCAAGGAAGAGAUCCAAAAAAUGAGAGCACAGAAGCCGACCAUACAAGAACAAUUUAGUGAUUUGAAAAAAGGAUUAGCAACGGUAACUGCGGAGGAAUGGGAAUCCAUCCCAACUGUUAUGAAUUACUCAAGACAGAAACAGAAGAAGGUCCCAAAGAGUUACCUACCCACUCCGGAUAGUCUUAUCAUGAGCAGAUUGAACGAUUCCAAUAUGCACCUGAAUUAUGCCGGUUCGGCUUCCAAUGGGUUGAAGACUCCUCUAGGGUUAAGAACGCCCCUCAUCGGAAUGAGAGCCCCCUUUGGGACGCAAACUCCGCUCGGAGCGCAAACUCCACUCGGAGCGCAGACCCCACUGGGAAGGCAGACCCCGCUGGGCAUACAAACCCCGUUAGGGUUACGAACCCCCUUGGGUGCGAGUGCACCCAUAGGGUUAGGGAUACAAACUCCCUUCAUGAGAGGAGGAGGAGGAGGGGGAUUCGGUCUGGAGACGCCAUUUCUGACUAGGCAUUUAUUAACAGCAAAAGGACGAAAUACCUCCUCCUCAGCGUAUAGCGGAUUGAACACCCCUUUUACCCUCUCCGGUUAUAAUACCCCUUUGAGUGCGUCCAGCGCUGGGGGAUAUAAUACGCCCCUGAUGAACGGAGUAAACAGACUUUCGCUAAAUGAUGUUGGAGAGGCGAGAGGGACCGUGUUGUCUGUAAAGUUGGAUGAGCUGAUUGACAGUGUAGAAGGGCAGACUGUUAUCGAUCCGAAGGGGUACCUAACUAAUUUAAAUGCUAAAAGUUUAGUGAACGAUACAGAUAUAGCGGAUAUUAACAAAGCGAGAUCAUUACUCAAAUCAGUGAUCAGUACGAAUCCGAAGCAUGGACCCGGAUGGAUUGCAGCUGCUAGGGUGGAAGAAUUAGCACAAAGGAAAGACAAAGCGAAAGAAAUCAUCAUGAAGGGGUGCAUCGAAUGCUCGAAAAAUGAAGAUAUCUGGUUGGAGGCAGUACGGCUUGAAGACAAACUAAGUGAAGUUAAAAUCAUCUUAACCAAAGCGAUUAAGGAAAUACCCACAUCGGUUAAGCUCUGGUUGGAAGCCUACAGGAAGGAAAAUAACCUUGACGAUAAGAGGAAGGUUCUGAGGAAAGCCAUAGAGUGUAUUCCCAAUUCAGUUCGUCUUUGGAAAGAGGCCAUAUCUUUGGAGAGUGAAAACAAUGCCUACAUAUUGCUAAAGAGAGCCGUGGAGUGCAUCCCACACUGCAUCGAGAUGUGGAUUGCCCUGGCUAGGCUAUGUCCCUAUAGUGAAGCACAGAAGGUUCUAAACGAAGCGAGAAAAAAAAUCCCAACCAGCGCAGAAAUAUGGAUCAAUGCAUCUAAGUUAGAAGAGAAACAAGGCAAUCACAAUAUGGUAGAUAUUAUUAUUAAAAGGUGUAUUGAAAACUUGUCCUCUAAAAAUGUCGUUUUCGAGCGAGAAAAAUGGUUAAAAUUCGCAGAGGAGAGUGAGAAGUCUGACUUCCCCUUAACAUGUGAGAGUAUCAUCCGGAAUACAAUGAAAAUAGGAGUAGAAAGCCUCAAUAAGAAGCGAAUAUACAAACAGGACGCGGAAAAUUGUAUUAAAAACAAAUCCAUUCACACCGCUAGAGCGAUUUAUAAUGAAGCACUGAAGAUUUUUAAAACGAAGAAAUCCCUCUGGUUAGCUUUGGCCAACCUUGAACUAGCGCAUGGGAAGAAAGAAAAUGUGGAGCAGGUCCUACAGAGGGCUGUGAAGAACUGCCCACAUUCCAGUGUCCUCUGGUUAAUGUACGCAAAGCAGAAGUGGCUAAACAACGAGAUUGACAAAGCGAGGGAAAUACUUGCUGAGUCAUUUAUGCACAAUCAGAACACGGAAGUGAUAUCCUUAGCAGCCAUAAAACUGGAAAGAGAAAACAAUGAAUUCGAUAGGGCACGAUUUUUACUAAAAAAAUCCAGAGUUCAGUGUAACACUCCAAAAAUAUGGAUGCAGUCUGUCCAGCUGGAAAGACUACUCAGAAAUUAUAAGGACGCCAAGGAGCUGGCACAUGAAGCGCUACAAACUCACAAAAAAUUCGACAAGCUGUAUAUGAUUGCGGGGCAAAUAGAGCUAGAAAUGAUGCGCCCUAAGAUGGACUUCCUUGCAGGAUCAGCAGCAGGAGGAGCAGAAGCGGGGACUCUCGCAGGACAGAUCCACCAAGACGGAGUUAACACUGCGAGUUGUGCCCCCCACAUUCUUAGCAGCAACCACAGUGGGAGCGACGUGGAAGAGAAGGAGGAGCAGCAAGGGGAGCAGAAACAGUCGCAGGAGGAGCAGCCCCAUACUGCUAAUCCCUGUAACCCGAGUGAUCACUACGCCAAUGCACAGAAAAUAUACGACGAGGGGCUGAAGCACUGCCCCUCCUCCAUCAACCUCUGGCUAUGUGCCAUAGACCUCCAAAUCGAAAAAAAAAAUUACACCUCAGCUAGGGCGCUAGUGGAAAAGGCAAAAAUAAAAAUCAAAAGCAUCCACGCGGCAAACAGUAACAACCACGUUUUGAAAAACAAAGAAAUCAUUGAGAGCAACGAAUUUGCGUUUGAAGAAGAAUUGAACCGAAAUGGCGAUGAUGUCACCAAAAGUGGAACCAACGUGAAUAACUUAUCCAAUGCAGAGAAUGACAUUAGUAAAAAUGCCACCAUCAAUGCAUCCAUCAGGGUCAUCGAAAAUUAUGACUUACUCUGGAUUAAACUAAUAGAGAUCGAGUCUCACUGCAAUAGUAAUAAUGUCACUCCUGUCAUUUCGGAGGCACUGAAAGAAUGCCCCUCCUCCGGCAUCCUCUGGUCCAAGGCAAUCGAAUUUGAAAAUAAGAAUCUCCAGAAUAGCAAAUCCGUGACUGCCUUUAACAACUGUGGGAAUAACGCCUACGUCAUUUUAACCGUGGCGAAGCUGUUUUGGCAGCACUUCAAGAUGCAGAAGGCGAGGAAAUGGUUUUACCGCGUGAUCAGCCUCAACCCGCACUUCGGCGACGGCUGGGCGACGUUCCUCGCUUUCGAAAUUGAUCAGCAGAACGAGGUCAACCAGAAGGACAUAAUCAACAAGUGCAUCAAGGCGGAGCCCAACCGAGGCUACAUGUGGAACAAAAUCACUAAGCGAGUCGAGAACUGGAGGCUCAAAUAUCCGCAGAAGCUCUACAAGUACAUCAAGGAGCUCUUCCCGGAAGUCUUAAAGAAAAAAAUCUCGGAGCAAAUAUGGAAAAUUAUGAGCGACGAGAACGUGGGCCUCCCAGUUUCCCCGCCCAACCCCGCCGUAGAAGCGGUAGAAACGUUAGAAACCGUAGAAGUGACGACUGAAGCCAAAGUUGGCGACACAAACCAGACGAACCACACGACGGACGACAAAGCGGACGACAAAACGGACUCCGGCAAAAAAGGAAAAGCCAAGAGCGCACUAAAAAAAACAAGUAAACGUAAAGGCACGAAUGAAGAAGGCGAAGAACCUGAAAAGGCGGACCGACGGAAGCGAAAAAAAUGA
Molecule: messenger RNA, 3798 nt
Organism: Plasmodium inui San Antonio 1
Lineage: Eukaryota; Apicomplexa; Aconoidasida; Haemosporida; Plasmodiidae
Exons: 2
Coding region: 1-3798 (1265 amino acids)
Biological process (GO): mRNA splicing, via spliceosome; spliceosomal tri-snRNP complex assembly
Cellular component (GO): catalytic step 2 spliceosome; U4/U6 x U5 tri-snRNP complex
Molecular function (GO): protein binding
Source: RefSeq, a predicted model, not a curated record